CCCCCACCCCCCCCCCCCCCCGCCGCUUCCCUCCUGUUCUACGCACAAGCAGGUUGUGAACGUCAUCUGACAGGUGGUGGAACUUCUGGAGGAACCCGUGGAGCGUCUGGUGGAACAUCUGGAGGAACACGUGGAGCGUCUGGUGGAACAUCUGGAGGAACACGUGAAGCGUCUGGAGGAACACGUAGAGUGUGCUGAACGAUGAUAGGUCGGCCGGCAUGGGUGGAUCGGGUUUGGAAGGACUUCAUCAAGAAGGAAUUCAUUCCCGUCAAGAUCCUCUUUUUCCUCUUGUUUGGAGCCAUGAGUACCCUCUUCCCGUUCAUGACUAUCCUGGCUAGGUCGCUGGGCAUCCAGGAGCACGAAUUGUCCAUUAUUCUAGCUAUUAACCCUAUCAUUGCACUUCUGGGACCUCCCAUCACUGGGUUGUUCGCUGACAAGAUUGGCAACUUCAAGGUGCUACUGAGUGCCUUGACAGUUUCAAGCGGUGUCGCAGUGCUCACCUUUCUGGCUGUGCCUGUCGGUCGCCAAAAAAUAGCUCUGCCAGACCUUCUGCCUUUCAACCUCACAUGUGCCCAGCCCGAAGACCUUCAUCCCCACCUCAGCCUCCAGGAGCCUUACAAGUGUGACUUUCUGCCUAAAUUUGAAAGCAUCAACCUCACUCUGGCAAACUGCACACAUUGCACCUAUCCCUCGUCGUGGGGAAGUGCUGAGGAAGAUGGGUGGAGGACUGUGAAUGCGAGCCUAGCUAGAGACACCACCACCCUGGAGGUGGCCCAGUGGUCUUGUUCUUCUCAGGCUCAUGUGCUGGACAUGAGGGGAGACCGCAGCAGUCACGAGCAUGGGCCUACUGCGUGGGAGGCGGUGCCGGGGUUAACCUAUGUUCUGUUCCUCAUCAUGCGCCUCAUCAAUGGACUGACGCUCGCAACAAGCAUGACCCUCACUAGAGGAGCAGCAAUGGUAAUCUUGAGAGAACACAAUGGUGACUACGGCCUCCAACGUCUCUGUGGCAGUCUGGGGGGCAUCAUCCUCACCCCUAUCUCGGGACUCCUUAUGGAUGCCACAGGAGAACAAGAUUUCAGACCGGCAUUUUACUUGUACUUCGGGCUGAAAGUCCUGGCUGGUCUGGUUAUCCUCACCCUCAACCUUGACUUCAGGAUGCCUUCAAAGAAAGUCACCAAGGAUGCCAAAUCUUUACUGAAAAAUGCUGAGGUUUUGGUCUACUUGGUGGUUAUGCUGAUAUCAGGUGGAUUCUUUGGACUACUGGAUGCAUUCCUGUUCUGGCUACUGCAGGAUCUGGGAGCAAAGAGGUCCUUAAUGGGUCUUACUGUGACAGUGGGCACUGCAGCUGGAAUUCCUAUCCUUGUGGCCUCGGCAUCCAUCAUUUCCCGUCUGGGGCAUGCCAACACCAUCAUCCUCGGCCUCGCCUUCUAUGUCGUCCGCAUGAUAGGAUACUCCUUCCUCACAAAUCCAUGGUGGUGUAUGCCCUUUGAGGCUCUGGAAUGCUUUACUGUAUCUCUGAUGGAGACUGCUGCUGUAUCGUAUGCUGACGACCUGUCCACACCUUCCACUAUUGCUACACUGCAGGGGCUGUAUGGAGGAAUCCACUAUGGUUGUGGCCGUGCUCUUGGGGGGCUGGCUGGUGGCGUCCUGAUAAGGUAUCUGGGAAUCCGUAACACCUUCCGAGGGGCAGCUGGUGUGUCUGCCUUUGCCUGUAUAAUAUACUUUUUCGUUAAUAACUACUGCUUCAGCAAGCAACAAGAAGAGAGGAAGAGAAUUAAAGAGGAAAUGAAAAAACAAGUAACUAAAGCACCAGAAGAUAAGAUAGCAACAGAGGAAAUAACCAAACCAACAUGUGGUAAAAAUGCAACAAAACAAGAAUACGACAAUCCUGCAUUUGAAAAGGACGGAAAUUCCACAGAUAUUGAAAGUGCAACUCAAAACAACCACACAAAUUCUGGAUUUGAAAAAGAAACAUAGUUAUUAUAAUUAUUUAGCAUCUUUCAAAUUUGGGAAGCCACCUUAAUUAUAGACAGUCAAAUUCAUGCAUGAACUCUGAUGUUAUUGUCACAUUAAUGCUCCUUUUCCAAAGGGCCGCUAUAGUGAGUCAACAGGUCGAUAUUGGCUGUGCACACAUGUCCACUAUACUGUAUAGUUGGUGUAGUGGGGCAGCAGGAGUGUCUAAGCCUAUUUGGAUGGAUGUGACCUCAUUGUUAGUGUUAUUGAUUUUGCUAUUCAGGCAUUUAAUGCAUCUGACAGUCUUCUAUGCAUCAUCGUCGAAUUGGGUGAUUAAAUUACUGAAAUUCAUAGUCACUCUGGGUUUUAAGAGAAUAAAACACAAAAUUGAUUGUAUGACAUAUGUGCACAACCUUUCAUUGCUGCCUGGAACAUCUUCAGGUGAGAUUUGGUGUUUAGCAGGCAUGGUUAAGGGGAUAUAUACAUGGAUAGAGAUGAGGUACAGGUUAGGUGAAUCAAGCCAUGAGACUUAGGUGUUGGGGAAAUGAGCAGGGUUUCCUCUGUUAUGACAUGACAGCAUCAUCUAUUGGUUGGAGUCUCAGUGUUAGUAAUGAGGCAAAGUCAAUGUUCUCAAUGUUUAUAUUACCUGGUAGUUUUUGUUUCUUUGGCGAGGAUAGCUUCCCGAAUUUGUUAUUUGCAAUCACUUGCAGAAUCAAGUAUUUUUGUGUGUUUCAAGCCUUUUUUCUAGUGAGUGCGACAUUGUGAUAUCAUGUAAUUUUUUUGGAGUUCCUGCUUGUAGGUGACAAGUCAACUUCUUGAAAGUUUAGUAGUGGUCAUACCAAUAAAGGGCUGAACUAACAUUACAUCUUCCAUGGGGGCAAGUGCAUUGUAUAUCACAUUGGCUUUCUGGAGAGGGUUGUUUCUUCUGUUUGGGAUGUUCUUCAUUAUUAAGUCUGCUUAAUAAUGAUCUGCUUAAUCUGCUUAAUAAUUAAAUCUGCUUAAUAAUGAACCUGAAGAGAACAAACAACCCUCUCCAAAAAGCCAACAUGAUAUACCAGUACAGUUGCCCCCCAUGAAGCAUGUAAUGUUUGUUCAGCCUAUAAUGGUAUGACCACUAGUAAACUUUCAAGGAAGUUCACAAAUCACCUACAAGCAGGAGCUAAAAAAAAAAAAAAAAAAAAAAAAAAAAUAA
Messenger RNA from Procambarus clarkii (red swamp crayfish), 3145 nucleotides. The record is from RefSeq and is a predicted model, not a curated record. Lineage: Eukaryota; Metazoa; Arthropoda; Malacostraca; Decapoda; Cambaridae.